UACAAUCACCUCUCCUUCUUUUUCAUUUCUUUCUGUCUCUCUAACAUCCCUUAUCGCAGCCAUGGCUCGUCCAAGCAACAUAGUGCUCACAGUCCUGAACGUCAUCUCCCUCCUCGCCGGAAUCACCCUCUUCGCCACCGGAAUCUACCUCUCCGUCGUCCAGGCUGGAACCGCCCCAUGCCAGACCUUCCUCCGGAACUCUCUCCUCGUCGUGGGCGCCUUACUCAUCCUCGUCUCCCUCCUCGGCCUCGUGGGAUCCAACGGCCGCAACAACCUCUUCAUGUGGCUCUACGCCCUCCACAUGCUGCUCCUCGUCGCCGGCGUCGUCGGUUUCACCAUCUUCAUGCUCGUCGUCACCAGCCAGCGCCACCACGGCCACCGCGGGGUCGGAGACUUCUCGCCCUGGCUGCGCCACCAUUUCGCCAAAGGAAAGAACUGGAACUUGGUCCGCAGUUGCUUGGCUCAAGGCCAGGUUUGCUCGGUUGUUAAGGGCGUCGGUAGCAAGAGCCCUCAAGUCGGCCGCAAACUCCACAACUCUGCCCUAAUGGUCGGUUGCUGCAAGCCGCCCCCGGGAUGUGGGUCGGAGAAUAGCUUGAACGCGACACUAGCGGUUUUGCUGGCGGACCAAACUACUGCUGCGGCGGCGGCCGGGAACAAGAACGGCGACUGUGGGAAGUGGAGCGGCGACCCGAAGACGAUGUGCUACAAUUGCGACACGUGCAAAGCAGGGUUUCUCGGGGAUAUUAGGAAGCAGUGGAGGGCCGUUGCGGUGGCGCUGGCUUGCUUCGUGGCAUUUAUCGUCCUGCUGUUGUCCAUCGCUUGGUGCGCCAUCGCCAACAAUAAGUUUGAUCUCGCCGCUUCCAGUCCUCACCCUUGAGUUGGAAGCCCGAUCGAUCUUCUCGCAUGCGUGGAUUAAUAAGGGCUCUUUAAUUAA
Linum trigynum is the source of this 934-nucleotide messenger RNA. Lineage: Eukaryota; Viridiplantae; Streptophyta; Magnoliopsida; Malpighiales; Linaceae. The record is from the annotation of a GenBank genome assembly.